GUUAUGGGAAGCCCUAUUUGGUACAAGUGUGGUGGCGAUGUCUGGCUCCGGACGAUUCAAGCCAAACGAAGGCGACUGGGUCUGCCCAGAUCCAAAGUGUGGGAAUGUUAAUUUUUCUAGAAGAAAUGAAUGUAACAGAUGUGGACAAGAAAAGAAAGAUGGAACUGUAUUCAAGAAAGGUGGAACAGAGAUCGGCAAACAAUUGGCAGACAAAAGUAAAGGCUUAUUUAGUGCUGAUGAUUGGCAGUGUAAGAGCUGUGCCAAUGUGAACUGGGCUAGAAGAACUACAUGCAAUGUCUGUAAUGCACCAAAGUAUGGAAAGCAGGAACAGAGGACUGGGUUUGGUGGAGGUUAUAUGGAACGAGAUGAAAUUGUUGAAUACAAGGAGAGAGUUGAUGAUGAUGAAUAUGAUGAGUUUGGUAGAAAAAAGAAGAAAUUCCGAGGAUCUACGGAGGAGAAAGUAGCUCCAAAGCCAGCCCCACCCCCUCCACCUCAAGAGGAUGAAGAGGAGCAGGAAGAAGAGGAUGAAGAAGAUGAUGAUGAAGAUGGUGAUUUGGGUGCAUAUGACCUCGGUGCCAGUGAUGAUGAUGACGACAACACUAAAACAUCUGUGAGGUCUAAAUCCCGAUCACGAUCGAGGAGUUCAUCAUCUAGUUCAUCUCGUUCAUCACGUUCUUCAUCCUCAAGGUCGUCCCGAUCCCGGUCAAGCUCUGGCUCCCGAUCCAGGUCCCGUAGCAAGAACAGAAGACGGUCGAGGUCAAGGUAACGGGUGACAGGGUUUCACCUUGGUAUGGGUCAAAAGGUCGUUAUC
Saccostrea cuccullata (small rock oyster) is the source of this 811-nucleotide messenger RNA. Its product is annotated as zinc finger Ran-binding domain-containing protein 2-like. The record is from RefSeq and is a predicted model, not a curated record. Lineage: Eukaryota; Metazoa; Mollusca; Bivalvia; Ostreida; Ostreidae. Gene Ontology annotation, molecular function: RNA binding; lipopolysaccharide binding. The coding region runs from base 38 to 766 and encodes 242 amino acids. Gene Ontology annotation, biological process: RNA processing. The transcript has 7 exons.